Messenger RNA from Equus quagga, 3648 nucleotides. It is a transcript of the gene NUMB, whose product is annotated as NUMB endocytic adaptor protein. Gene Ontology annotation, molecular function: cadherin binding. The transcript has 13 exons. The record is from RefSeq and is a predicted model, not a curated record. Bases 318 to 2276 code for a protein of 652 amino acids. Lineage: Eukaryota; Metazoa; Chordata; Mammalia; Perissodactyla; Equidae.
CAUGGGGGAGGUGGUGGCGCUUGGUAGCUGCUGGCGGCCGAGGUAGAGGCAGUGGCGCUGGAGUUGGUCCGGGGCAGCGGCAGAUUUGGGGCUUAAGAAACUUCUUUCAGGGAGGAGAGCAAGUGCAGCUGCUGUUGGAACCCGAGAUCUUGAUCCACAUCCAUAGAUUGGAAUAUUGGUGGGCCAGCAGCCAUCCUCAGACCCUCACUUAGGACAGAUGAGGAAACUGAGGCUUGGUGAAGUUACGAAACUUGUCCAAAGUCACACAGCUUGUAAAGGGCACAGCCAAGAUUCAGAGCCAGGUUGUGAAAAUUAAAAUGAACAAACUAAGGCAAAGUUUUAGGAGAAAGAAAGAUGUUUAUGUUCCAGAGGCCAGUCGUCCACAUCAGUGGCAGACAGAUGAAGAAGGGGUUCGUACUGGAAAAUGUAGCUUCCCAGUUAAGUAUCUUGGCCAUGUAGAAGUUGAUGAAUCAAGAGGAAUGCACAUCUGUGAAGAUGCUGUAAAGAGAUUGAAAGCUGAAAGGAAGUUCUUCAAAGGCUUCUUUGGAAAAACUGGAAAGAAAGCAGUGAAGGCAGUCCUAUGGGUAUCAGCAGACGGACUCAGAGUUGUGGAUGAAAAAACUAAGGACCUCAUAGUUGACCAGACAAUAGAAAAAGUGUCUUUCUGUGCCCCAGAUAGGAACUUUGAUAGAGCCUUCUCUUACAUAUGUCGUGAUGGCACCACUCGGCGCUGGAUCUGUCAUUGCUUCAUGGCUGUCAAGGACACAGGUGAAAGAUUGAGCCAUGCAGUAGGCUGUGCUUUUGCGGCCUGUCUAGAACGUAAGCAGAAGCGGGAGAAGGAAUGUGGAGUGACUGCUACUUUUGAUGCCAGUCGAACCACUUUUACCAGAGAAGGAUCAUUCCGUGUCACAACAGCUACCGAGCAAGCAGAAAGAGAGGAGAUUAUGAAACAAAUCCAAGAUGCCAAGAAAGCUGAAACAGAUAAGACAGUUGGUUCAUCAGUGGCCCCUGGCAACACUGUCCCAUCCCCGUCCUCUCCCACCUCUCCCACUUCGGAUGCCACUGCUUCUCUGGAGAUGAACAAUCCUCAUGCCAUCCCACGUCGGCAUGCACCGAUUGAGCAACUUGCUCGCCAAGGCUCUUUCCGAGGAUUUCCUGCUCUUAGCCAGAAGAUGUCACCCUUUAAACGCCAACUAUCCCUGCGCAUCAAUGAGUUGCCUUCCACCAUGCAGAGGAAGACUGAUUUCCCCAUAAAAAAUGCAGUGCCAGAGGUAGAAGGGGAAGCAGAGAGUAUCAGCUCCCUGUGCUCACAGAUCACCAAUGCCUUCAGCACACCCUCCGAGGAUCCCUUCUCAUCCGCCCCAAUGACCAAACCAGUGACAGUUGUGGCACCACAAUCUCCUGCCUUUCAAGCUAAUGGCACUGACUCAGCCUUCCAUGUGCUUGCUGCUAAGCCAGCCCAUACUGCUCUAGCACCCGUAGCAAUGCCUGUGCGUGAAACCAACCCUUGGGCCCAUGCCCCUGAUGCUGCUAACAAGGAAAUUGCAGCCAUACGUUCGGGGACUGAGUGGGGUCAAUCUUCUGGUGCUGCCUCUCCAGGUCUCUUCCAGGCUGGUCACAGACGUACUCCCUCUGAAGCCGACCGCUGGUUAGAAGAAGUGUCCAAGAGCGUCCGGGCUCAGCAACCCCAGGCCUCAGCUGCCCCUCUGCAGCCAGUUCUCCAGCCUCCUCCACCCACUGCCAUCUCCCAGUCAGCACCGCCUUUCCAAGGGAAUGCAUUCCUCACCUCUCAGCCAGUGCCAGUGGGUGUGGUCCCACCCCUGCAGCCAGCCUUUGUCCCUGCCCAGUCCUAUCCUGUGGCCAACGGGAUGCCCUAUCCAGCCCCUAAUGUGCCUGUGGUGGGCAUCACUCCCUCCCAGAUGGUAGCCAACGUGUUUGGCACUGCAGGCCACCCUCAGGCUGCUCACCCCCAUCAGUCUCCCAGCCUGGUCAAGCAGCAGACAUUCCCUCAGUAUGAAACAAGCAGUGCUACUGCCAGUCCCUUCUUUAAGCCUCCUGUUCAGCACCUCAACGGUUCUGCCGCUUUCAAUGGUGUAGAUGAUGGCAGGUUGGCUUCAGGGGACAAGCACACAGAGAUUCCUGCAGGCAUCUGCCCGGUGGAUCCUUUCGAAGCCCAGUGGGCUGCAUUAGAAAGCAAGUCCAAGCAGCGUACUAACCCCUCUCCCACCAACCCUUUCUCCAGUGACUUACAGAAGACGUUUGAAAUUGAACUUUAAGCAGUCCCUAUGGCUUAUGUAUUUUGUCCAUACUUAGGCAAGGGCGGGGGGUGGACGUCAAAGGAGCAAAGGGGACUUUAUGUUCCCCAUCAGUGUACUUUUCACUAAUCCCAAAGGUCCCCAAGAAGCAAGUCCAGGCACAGAGUGCAAUGAGGGCUGAUUGUGAAAAAAUUGGAGAAAACCAUUCCUAGAGAAGAGCUGUCUUGCAGUUAGGUUAAAGAAGUCACGGAAAUGUUGCCCUCUUUUCCCUUCGUCAGCCCCUUACAAAUCUCUGGCAACAGAGAGGCAACAUAUCUGAACAGGAAUCUGUAUUCAAAGCACAUUUACUGGAAUAUAAAACACAACAGGAAGCAAAAUGAUCUCCCUUUGUUUUUCAGGCCAUUCACCUGCCUCCUCUCAGUGCUGGCCUGUCUUAGAGAUCAAGAACAGGGUGGCCUGUGCUUGGGCUUGGGACGAGAGGCAGGCUGCACUGCCAGAAUUCCCAGGAGGGCUCAUCGGCAGCUGCCCAGCAGAGCUAUAUUUUAGGGGUUAAGUUGAGCUUCCAUUUUGAGUAAGAAUAUUAUAAAUAUAUACAAAAAAGCCAAAAUCUUUAUUUUUAUGCAUUUAGAAUAUUUUAAAUAGUUCUCAAUAUUAAAAAGUUGUAUGAGUUGUAAGUAAUCUUGCCAAAGGUAAAAGGGUUAGCUGUAAGAAAUUGUACAUAAGAUUGCUUUAUCAUUGAUGCCUAUUGAAGAUAAAGAGGAAAGGCUGGAAGUUGCAGACGGGAUCCCUAGCAAAUUAUGUGGUAUCAUUCAUUGUAAGUAGCACUUUGCAACAACAAUCAUGAUUAUGACCAAUACAGUCACUAGGGUGUAGUUUUAAAUAAAGAAAAUGAAAGAGCAGUAUUCUCCUGGUUUUAAACCUAUAAUGAAAUUCUAACGUCAUUAUUUUAAUGGAAUCAAUCUAAAUAUGCUCUAUAGAGAUUAUGUAUUUUCUUUUAUAUAUUGCUGCAGUUUCCUUAUGUUAAUCCUUUAACACUAAGGUGACAAUGACAUAAUCAUAUCCAUAGACAGGAACGCAGGUUACUGUGUUGGUUUGUCAUGUGGGUCUUGGUGGGUUUUGUUUGUCCUUUAAGUUUUGUCCCCACAAGUUUUGUGGGGAUGGAGAUUCUGGUUUUAUUAGCUAUGUGUGUGUGUCUGUCUGUGUGUCCUUCACCCGCCCCGUGGUGAGCAAACAUCCCAUUGCCAGUUGCAGCCACUUGACCUCUGGUAACACGUGAGAUCCCAUCUCAUUUUUACUUUUGAACGUUGGCCUUACAAUCAAAUGUGAGUUAUAUAUAUUUGUACUGAUGAGAAUUUAUAAUCUGCUUUAACAAAAAUAAAUGUUCGUGGUAGAA